UUUACGGCUGAAAAUAUUUGCCACUGCCCUGGCUCGCCCUUCUCCAUCCCCCAAGACUCAAGCAAGGCGCCCUACACAGAGCUUCCAGCCAGCGACUGCGUCUUCCCGGGGCGCUGCAGCGAAGGACACACUCUGUCCUCCGUGGUGGUUGGAGCAGAGCAUCACUGGGUGCGGCCUAAGGCAAGGUGGAGUCUGAGGGCCACUGUCGCAAAGUGCUUCGCAGUGUAGAGCUGUCGAGAUAUUGUUUCUAGAAUUCGAGAUGAUCAGCUUCAAAAAACAUCACCCUGCCUGCGGUAAUAGCUAAAACUAAACAUCCCACUGGAAGUGUCACUUUGCAUUCAGUCCCUUAUCCCUUCAAGAACAGAACGCUCAUUCUCGACCUCAAAUACUUCGUGGACUGAGACAACAAACGUUUCCUCAAAUGUGUUUAACAAGAUGUUUCCUCAAAGGUGGAAGGAACGUCUGCUAAACAGCACUGACGAGAACACGGAAUAUGUGAGGACCGGCGGACAAGUUCCCGCAGAACCGGUUCCCACAGGCUAAAGAAGACGGUAGCUGGGAGGGGCCAAACUUCAUUAGUGCCAGAGCGUGCAGGCGACGUCUGACGACCGCCCUCCUACCGCAGGGCACGACGGGAGGAGUGGUGGGACGCAGACAGGCUCGCGGCGUGGCGCCCUCUGGAGACCAAACGAACCCUGCGGAUGACUAGAGGGGCGCGCCCCUGGCCUGCGGCAACUUGGGGGUCUCCUACUUCUUUGUGGAAACAGCAUUACCCUCGCGCCGCUCCCGCCGCCCCUAGUUUUCUCGCGUCCCUGAGAGGCGCACGGUGACGUAGUUCCUGUGUGCGCCAAUCCGGGGCUGGCCGGAGGGCGGGCUCUUCGAAUUUGAAUUCCCAAACUGUUGUAGAUGUCAGGGAUCCUCAAGAGGAGGUGAACGUCGCCUGGGCCAGGGCCGCGGCAGACCGAGGCCGACGUGGGCCUGAGGCGCGAGUCCUGGGGCGCCUGACCACCUCCGCGCGGUGCCCUGACCACCUCCGCGCGGUGCCGAGCUGGGACUGCCACCGUCCGCCCUGCCAAGCCCUCCACCAAGCUACAGGUUCUUCUGGGCCCCUCCUGAAUUCCUGCUCUGAAAAUUGUGUUUGUGGAAUUUUUCUGCUAGAAGAACUUUGUUGCUGCUGGUUUAUGAAGAUGAUUGCAACACCAUUGAAACAUCCAGGAGUUUGCUUGUCUUCGGAGGCAUCUCAGAGGAGAAAUAUGUCCAUGCAUGCAAUCUUUUUUGACAGCAUUCCUUCAGGCACACUUACUCCGGUAAAAGAUUUGGUGAAAUAUAGGAACACUUCUUUAAAAUUAAAUGACCAUAAAAAGAAUCAGUUCUUAGAAAUGACAACUUUGAAUAAUAAAAAAAUAUUUCAGUCUACUGUGCUAGCAGAGGCCACUGUCUCUAACAGCUCUCUUGAUAUCAGUGUUAUAAAGCCCAACAAGGAUAGAUUAAAAAAUCAAGAAAACUACGAAUCACCGGGAAAAAUAUUUCAAAGAAUGAAAGAAAAAGUACUGCGUGAUAAGCAAGGACAAGCAUCAAGAGACAGUUUGUUAGAACCACCAAAAAGUGAAAGUACUAAAAUCUUGACUCCUAAUAGAGCUGAGAAAAGACUACUGCAGCAUACCUACCUCUGUGAAGAAAAGGAAAACAACAAACCAUCCCAGUCAGAUAACAAUUCACUAAAAGUCAAACAAAAGAUUCAACAUCAGCAAGAAAAGAAAGGACCCCUGCACAAUUUAACUUAUGAACUUCUAGUUUUGAAGCAAGAACACGAAAAUAUUUCAGCUGCAGGAGUCUCAUUAAGUACAGCUCAGUCGGCUAAACCAGUUUUUCACUCAAAAGAGAAUACUGUUGCAACCAGUAACUCCACAAAGGGCACAUUUAUUUUAGAAAACAUUGAUUCUGCCUAUGAAAAAUCCCAAAAUACUACUGUCGAGACUCCUAGUACUAAUUGUGUUCCUACUAAUAGUGGCAGUCAAUUAAUGGUUUCUGAGAGUAAGGUGACAACAGAAGCGACUUCACAACAAGAAACUAAGGAAGGAAAUGAAAAAACAGUAUCCAUAGAGACAGAUCUUCUGUGUUCCAUGAACAGUACCUGUAAAAUUGUGCUUGCGACUCCAAGACUUAAUAUAACAAUACCUCGAAGAUCAGAAAGAAAGAAAAAGCUUUCUCCUCCAAGUAUAUUUCAAACCAUUACAAAUGGAGCAAAAAAAAAUAAGGUAAUCCAACUACAGGAAUGGAUGAUUAAAAUCAGCAAUGAUAACACUGCUAUAUGUGUAGAAGGAAAAUUAACAAAUGUCGGUGAUAUAUAUUGGCACAGUAAUAUAAUUAUAGAACGCAUUGAGCACAACAAACUUAGGACUUUGUCAGGCAACAUUUAUAUAUUAAAAGGAAUGAUAGACCGGAUUUCCAUGAAAGAAGCAGGAUAUCCAAACUAUAUCAUAAGGAAAUUUAUGUAUGGAUUUCCAAAAAAUUGGAAAGAGCACAUUGAUAAUUUUCUAGAACAAUUAAGGACUUGUAAAAAGAAAGGAAAAAAGGCCAGACAAAAACGGAAAACUGGAAGAUCUCUCCCUAACAUACCCAAAUCACUGAAAAAUAAUGCAGGAGAAGACCAAACAGAUGUCCUCCAAAGAGCCAGCAUCACUUAUGACCUUGAUUGUGAUAACUUGGAACUGAAGAAGAAUAAGUGCCCUGUGUUGCUAGGAGCUUCAGAAUUAAACGUUUGCCAUAGUAAUCACCAAAAUAAACUACCAUUAAAGCUCCCAGAUGACCAAAUAAAUAAUACUAUUCAAAAUGGAGAGAGAGAUGACUUAUCUAACCAGGAAUUAACUGAAAAAAAAGAAUAUAAAAAGCUGUCUUCAAAGAAACUUGAAAAUUGUGAAAGAACAAAUGAAAGGAUAAUUAAAAGUCAGAAGCAAGAAAGAUAUGAAAAAUCAGAUAUCCCUACUGAUAUUCUAACCUCAAGAGAACAGUUUUUCUCGGACGAAGAAAGAAAAUGCAUGGCUCUCAGUCAGAAGAAAGCUUACAUUUUAGUAACACCACUUAAAUCUAAAAAAGUGAUCGAGCAAAAAUGCAUGAAGUAUAAUCUGUCCCCUACUACCAUUAAAGCAAUAACAGAUUCUGCAAUGUCAGACCAUCAAAAAGAAAGUGAAUCAGACUUAAAUAAAACCACAAGUUCCAUCAGGAGGCCCACAAGGACUUUAGAAAAUACAUUUGAGUAUAGUGUGGGUCAUAAAAGUAAAAACAAGGAAGAUUGCGGUGAACGUGAUUUACUCACUGUCAACGAGAAAAUAAAAAUACCUACCCCUAAAAAGGAUCAAAUGGCCACCUGUAACUUAAAGAAAAAUACAAGAUUAUCAGCAUUGAAGAAAACUGAAAACCAAGUAGCUACAUCAUUUCACAAGCAUCAGUCCUCAUCAGAUUUGUCUAGUGAAGACAGCAAAACAGUAAAGGAAGUUGAGAGGAAAUCUAGAAUUGUUAAGAAAACCAAAGCAAGAAAUACCAAAGAAACAGUGGUCCCCCUGAGUAAAAGCACAAGAAACACCACAAGGAAUAUCCCAGUGAUUUCUGAAACUGAAGAAAGUGAAAAUGAAUAUCAUGUCAAACAAAAGAAAGUUAGACCUUCUUCUAAAGAAAAUGUUCAGGAAUCUGGUGUUAGGAAUGAGUUUCCUGUUGUUGAGGGGAUAGGAUCUGAUAAGAUGAACAGACAUCCCUCAGAAUGUUUACCUGGUUUAACUCAGGAUGAGGAGUGGAAUGAGAAGGAGUUACAGAAGCUUCAUCGUGCUUUUGCAUCUCUUCCAAAGCACAAACCUGGUUUCUGGUCAGAUAUAGCUAUGGCUGUAGGUUCUCGAUCUGCUGAGGAAUGCCAGAAGAAAUAUAUGGAAGAUCCCCGAGGAAAAAGAUUCCGGAAACAUGUCCCUAAGAAAAAGCCAGCCAAACCCAAAGUUCAAAAUGGCAAGAUAGGUAAUGCUGAUAAGAAGCAAACUGUUAAGAUAACUGCCAAAGUGGGAACUCUUAAAAGGAAGCAACAGAUGAGGACUUUUCUGGAACAGUUGCCAAAAGAUGACCAUGAUGAUUUUUUCAGUACAACACCUUUACAGAAUCGAAGAGUACUGCUGCCAAGUUUUCAGAACCAUCAAGAAGAGGAUGAUAUUCUGCCAAAUAUAGACACGAAUCCAACAACUCCAUCAUCAGUUAUCUUUCCAUUGGCAAAAACCCCUCAGUGUCAGCAUGUCAGUCCUGGCAUGCUCACCUCUAUAAAUAGGAAUGAUUGUGACAAAUAUGUUUUUCAUAUGCAAAAAAACCAUAAAAACAAUGGCGGUAUUGUCUGGGGCAACGUCAGGAAAAAAACAGUUGAAACUGAUUUUUCAACCCCAACAUCCAGAAGAAAAACUGCAUUUAGCAAAGGUAAUAUACUUACAUGUAUAUUGUAUAAAACUCAGUUCUGUUAUGCAGAUGGUACUAAAAUUAAUUGUUCUCAAGUAGACAGACCUACCACUUGGUUUCUUAUAGUUGUUUUCAAUUUCAUUGAACAUACUUUUAAAAAUGUAUUAAGGCUUUUUAUUAAAUUUCUCUUUGCAGAUUUAGGAGAUAACUCCAGUAUUGGAAAACUUUUCACAGAUGCUAUGGAAUCUUUAGAUGAAGAGGAGAAAGAUUACUAUUUUUCCAACUCCGACUCUGCAUAGUAAAGAUGACAACAU
Molecule: messenger RNA, 4739 nt
Organism: Loxodonta africana (African savanna elephant)
Lineage: Eukaryota; Metazoa; Chordata; Mammalia; Proboscidea; Elephantidae
Gene: MIS18BP1
Product: MIS18 binding protein 1
Exons: 16
Coding region: 1182-4724 (1180 amino acids)
Cellular component (GO): chromosome, centromeric region
Source: RefSeq, a predicted model, not a curated record